Molecule: messenger RNA, 892 nt
Organism: Microthlaspi erraticum
Lineage: Eukaryota; Viridiplantae; Streptophyta; Magnoliopsida; Brassicales; Brassicaceae
Source: the annotation of a GenBank genome assembly
AGCCUUUAAAUACAAGAGGAUUAGGUUUAGGGUCAAAGGGAAGUCAAGGGGGAAGCAACAUUUUUCGGGUUUGACUUUGACUCCCCAGCUCGAUCGAGUUGAAGCUUGGCCGGUCGAGUUGAGGAACUCGACCGGUUGGUCGAGUGGACGGUCGAGCUGGUCUUCAAGAUGGCUUCUCCCUUCUUCCUUUGCGUGUCCAGUUGAGCUGCUUCCAUGCGCCAAGUCCCUCCAUGCUCCUUAUGUCCAUAUGCUCCAGAAUGCUCCAAAAGACCUAUUUCAAAGGGCCAAACAUGCAUAUGUUAGUCCGGAGAUUAGCCUCAAUGACGAUUUCGACUUCAAUCUGCACGAAGGCCACUGGAUGAUUAUCUCAGGAUUCAUCGUUGAGUUAACACCAACUCCUUCACUUUUCUCUGAGAAUAAUCAUACCAUCAUCUUCACCGAGGAUACAGAUCUGCAUGUGUCAACUGGUGUUCAUCAAGACCAUUACAUGGAGUUCAAGGACUACACAUCUAUAAAGAAUGGAGUAUACAACUCGCAUCAUCCUAUCGUGAAGGACCACAACUUUAGACUAGCUCCUGCCAAGAAGACUUCUAGAGUCAUGUUCACAAUAAAGGGCUUAGAUGGUGUAACACUGGAAUGCAAAGCUUAUGGAGUCUUGGCGGAUCAGCUAUAUGAUAAAUGGUGGUAUCAUGAUACAACAGAAACAUUCAUCACAAUGAGCGACUGGAUGGUUUACGGAGAACAAAGAACCGGUGAGCUGAAGAUUAAGGAUGCAGGAGGAAUAUCUAGAUUUGAGUUCAAUGCUGAUUAUGAGGAUGUUUAUGAUUUCAUCGCUGAAUAUUUCAAUGACAGUGAUGGCUCUGUUGAGGAGGUGGUAUUAGUAUCUCCAUGA